AAAACUAUAUCAUUGUAUGAUAUACAUUGUUUUUUCGAGGGGGGGUUUGUGAAACAACGAAGAAAAGAAGGAAAAGAAAAAACGAGAGAAAAUCUUUCCUUAUUUUUCCUGGAAAAUUUUGGAUUGCGAAUUGUUUUGAUCUUGAAAGGAGAAAAAGAUUCUUUAACGAUUCGCGUUUGUUCUUUUCACAACUCAGAUCUAGGGUUAUUUUUCGUGUUUUUGUUCAUCCUCAUUAUCGCGGAUUGUUUUACGGGGCGAUUCGUUUUUCUGGUUUUUCGUUUCUGGUUUUUGAUUUUUGAUUUUUGGAUCGGUUGUUCAAUUUAGGAAGGAUUCAAUGAUGGUUUUGUUUUCUUGACGGAAACUGAUUUUGAUGGUGGAUUUGAGCGGCGCAGAUGGAAAGGGGGCGGAUGAAUGGAAAUGGGAAUUGUGAUUAUAGUUGUGAGAGCAAUGGAUAUCAUUCGUUAGAUCUAGCGGAUGUCUAUGGUGAAAAUACUCCUGAUGGAAGAAGCUCUGGGAAAACGUCGCAGGUUUCAUCUUCUUCGAAUUGCAUCGUGCAUCCGGUUUCUAAAUUUGAUACUCUUGCUGGAGUUGCAAUCAAGUAUGGAGUUGAGGUUGCAGAUAUAAAGAAGAUGAAUGGUCUAGUUACAGACUUUCAAAUGUUUGCUCUCAAAUCUCUUCAGAUUCCUCUUCCUGGAAGACAUCCUCCAUCUCCUUGUCUAUUAGAAGGUCUAAACACGGCAGGACAGAGCAGUGCCGAAAGGUCUCCAAAUCGUCUUUCAUCAGAAUUCUUUGAAUCUUUCCAGUCUCUCAAAUUGAAGUCUUCCGAUCAAAGGGUGUCCCCAGCCAUGAGCUCUUUACAAGGUUACUAUGGACUUAAACCAUCUGAUCAGAGGAGCAGAACCGACGGUUUGGAAAUGGCAGUGUACAUGAAAGGAGCCUCUCAUUAUUUAGAAGAUGUGCCAGUUUAUGGGACCUCCCAGCAUUUGGACUUCUUACUAACACAUCACCAUCGAAAAUCCAAAAGUUUAGUGAAUGGAUGUCUGGGUGAAAAAGGAGAGGUGAGCGAUGAUGUUCAAUCUAUAGAAGCCGGGGACGGAGAUAACAAAUUGAGUGAUAAACUGAUCAGAAGGCGCCAGAAAUCAGUAGCUGACUUUUCCAAUUCGCCCGAAAUGCUCUUGAAAGAUGAAAACAGCAGUAGUGGUAGUAACGGCUUCUCAUCAUCUGCUGGAAAAGGCUUAUUGGCUCAAAGACCCAAAUCUUCUAGUAGAGCUAAUUUGGCAAACGACAAUGAAGUUGGAUUGAUUCCAAUUCCAAUAGGUCUGGGGGAUUCAUUCGUAUCUGCCGACGGGUUUGCUGCGUUCAGGAAGUCGUCAAGUACAUCAAGUUUACCAGAUCAAGAAAACGGCAUCACAUCAUCAAUCUGGUCUCAGGCAAUUUCAACUGCUUCGAGACCAAUUUUUGAUGGCUUGCCAAAACCGUUGACGGGUCGAAGAAACAAAGCUGCACUUGAUUAGCUCCCAUUCUGAUCUUAAAAAAAAAAAAAAGGAAAAAAAGGGAUAAAUUUCCUAGCAACUUUUGGUCCAUAAUUUAAUAUGUGCCGUCUUUUAUAGUUUGAAGGAAUACAACUAUAGAAGAAAUUUUAAAGAGUUAAAUAACAUAUCCACUUUCCCGUUUCGAAUUAAUGGUUACUCAUAGAUAGAGAGAUUGUUUUGAGAACACAAGAGUGAAUUGAUGGAAGAGAAUGUGGCAUCGCGUGCUCACGCCUCUUGUUUUGUAGGAAAUGUAUAUUAAGUCAAUAUCGGUGUCAACUGAGUUGAAAGAAACUUUUGAAAGGAAAACUACCUUUUUAUUUUCUAAAGCGUGAUGUUGUUCAGUUUAAUGUAUAUUAGUUAAUAUUUGUUA
Molecule: messenger RNA, 1902 nt
Organism: Cucumis sativus (cucumber)
Lineage: Eukaryota; Viridiplantae; Streptophyta; Magnoliopsida; Cucurbitales; Cucurbitaceae
Exons: 3
Coding region: 393-1514 (373 amino acids)
Source: RefSeq, a predicted model, not a curated record